AUGAACAGAAAAUUCGAUUGGUUUCAGGACGAAAAUACACUAACAUUAAUUAUAUAUGAAUCACUUGUAAUAUCUGAAUCUGUUAAAAUUAAACUCGAGGAUAAAAACAUACAAAUAUCAUAUAAAACCAAAAUAGGUAAAUGUGUUAACUUAUUAUUGAAUUUAGAUUCUAAAAUUAAAUCCUUAAAACUAAAAUUGACAUCGCAAAUAAAUAAUCCUGAUGAUGAUCCAAAAAAUGUCAAUUUAUUGGUUACAGAGAAAAAAAUCGAAGUGAAACUGUUCAAAAAGGAAGCUGGUCUGUGGGAUGAACUACAAUCUGUCGAGAGAGAUGCCAACAACGACAAUAAAAAAUCAACUCUAACAAAUAAGUUUAAUGAUAAGGAAUUGGAUAGCGAAUCAAGUGAUGAUGAUUCUGACUUAAGCUCUGAGGACCAAUUUAUGAACCUGUUGAAAAGCAUAUACUCCAAGGGCGAUGAUAAUACGAGAAGGGCAAUGAUCAAAUCAUUUAUACGUGCCCCUAGUCAAAUUGGAGAGGAUCAUGACUUACAAAUCGGGGAUCCCUCGUCUUCAAUUACUGAUACAUUUGUUGCUUCCGCUAAAGAGCCUGAAGAAGAAUAUCCUACUCAUAGUAGCAAAGCAGAAGAGGCAUGUUGCAACCAUACACAACACACAAACAUGUUUUACUUACACAUUUCUCAGAUACUCGAUGAACUCUCUGAAAUUGAACCUCCAAGUCGAAUAGAACCGCCUAGGCAUGAUAUUGAAACGUUGACUAAGGUCGAGCACGUAGCAACUACUGAUAAUUGCCAAAGGGACUACUCAAAGCCCUGUCCACUGCAAUUUACCCAUGAACUGCUUGAGGAUGGAUCUCACAAAUGCGUGUUCCCCAAAUUUUACUCAGGACCAUGCCUAGGCCAGGACUUAAUUUAUAAGGAAAUGGGAAAUGACGAGAAGGUUCAGUGGUCUAAAAAUUGUAUGGCCAAUUGGCCAUGUGUAUUCUGUAACAGAAUCUACUCUCUCUACUGUCCAGGUGGCUUUGAAUGCAAAGCUCUAAACAGCUACUCCGGCCCCUGCAAAGAGGAGACCUAUAACUUUAUCGACUACAAUAUCGCAAUGCAAAAGGACUGGAGCAGAAUGUGUAAAUCAUACUGGCCAUGCUCAAGCUCAUAA
Messenger RNA from Theileria orientalis strain Shintoku, 1170 nucleotides. RefSeq lists its product as uncharacterized. Lineage: Eukaryota; Apicomplexa; Aconoidasida; Piroplasmida; Theileriidae. Gene Ontology annotation, molecular function: protein-folding chaperone binding. The transcript is spliced from 10 exons. The record is from RefSeq and is a predicted model, not a curated record. Gene Ontology annotation, biological process: protein stabilization. Bases 1 to 1170 code for a protein of 389 amino acids.